AUGAAGCCUUCAGACAACCACCGCCACCAACUACUCAAAUACCUCGAAGACCGGGCAAAUCGACCCUCCUCCACAGCCAUCGCUCCCCCACCAUAUACAACCAACCCAUUAAACACAACCAAUCCACCAAACACAAUCCAACGUCCAAUGAUAUACCUCCAAGACAGUAUAUCCUCUCACAUAGAGUACGACUGGGAUGAGCCAGCCCCAGCAGCUAUCUCAAUCACAAUUGACUGCUCAAUCACCAUCUCUGGUGAUAAGAACACCGUCUCUGUGUCCUCGCCACGAGCUGGUUCCCUGGUGAACGAUGCUACCAAUCCAAGUAUCGAGGCGACCAGCGCCAAGGCAAUCGAGAACGGUCAGGAGCAGAUGGGUCAGCUCGCUACCACUCUCAUCAACGCCCUCAAGGCGCAGGAUUUGACUGAGGAAAGUGGUCGCAAGCGCCCUAUCACCGUUCAGUUCAAGCGUGGAAUCGCUGUCAAGGGAGUUGAUAAUAAAGUCUGCCUUUGGGAUGCCCGCUCGAAGUCGAUGGUGUUGAGACGGAAUUACUCGCAGGCAGAAACCCUUGAUACGGGCGUUAAGGAGAACACCAAGGCCAAAUCUGAGGAUGGCAGCCAGCCGCCGGCCGAACGCCGUUGCUCCUAG
This is a messenger RNA of Penicillium subrubescens, 645 nucleotides long. RefSeq lists its product as uncharacterized. NCBI's taxonomy places the organism in Eukaryota, Fungi, Ascomycota, Eurotiomycetes, Eurotiales, Aspergillaceae. The record is from RefSeq and is a predicted model, not a curated record. The transcript is spliced from 2 exons. The coding region runs from base 1 to 645 and encodes 214 amino acids.